CGCAGGGGAUUCCCACGGGAAAGGGGAACCAAAGGGCUGCUUGGCCUCGGGUCCUGCUGUCUGGACCAGAGACAGAGGGGUGUGCUCUCUGAGACUUCCCACUGCUCCCCCAGACCACUCCCUGCCAAUCAGUCUCCUUGCGAUUGACACGGAGGGGUGACCUCCCAUGCUACAGGCCUCACAGGAUGGUCAUGAGUUCAGGACAGAACACGACAGUGCAGAGCCCCCUGGCCUGUGCCACCGGGAGGGCUGAGGGUGAGAACAUUGAUGACAGGAAUGACACUGAGUCCUCAGGAGAACCUGUGAGGUCGGUGGAGGUCUCCCAAUUUCCAAAGGAGGGAACGGGUCAAGGAGGCCAGGCCCAGGCCUAAGGUCACACACACCGAGUGAGCGUUGUAGCUGGGAGUCGUCCAGAAGCAGAGCAUGCUGGAGUCCGGGUGGCACUGGUACCAGCUGACUUGGGUCAGAGGGCCAGGGUGUGAGGUCAGGGCUGGUGGGGAAAUGGGGUGAGGUGAGCAUGGCCUCAAUGACCCUGUCCUCCACCCUGGUGGAACCAGCCUUCCAGGUUUGCCACUCUGAUGUUCCAUGUCCCUGGAUCCAAGCUCAGGCUGCCCAAGAAGUGUGUUCCCUUCCUGGGAGAAUACCUCAAAGAUCUGAAGGUGAUGGACAGCAGAAUGGAGGAUGAUCUGGAGGUACAGAGAGUUUUGGAGGAGAUAGUGGUGCUGCAGGAGGCUGCCCAGAAAUACAAAAUAGAGCCUGAGGAGCAAUUCCAGGCCUGGUUCUGGGCCCUGAAGCGGCUCAGUAAAAUGAGAGGUGAGGCUGGGCAGGAGUUGGGCAAGGGCAGAGCUGGACUCUUUCUGCUGGUCAGUCCAGAGAACCUGUGUCCAUGGUUCCCUGAUACCCCCUCCCCCCAGACCUUGCUGUGUAGCAAUUCCUGGGGCUCCUGACACUGGGAGGGACACCUGAGGUUGGGAGCUCACAGGUGCCACUCUCUCCUGCAGUUACAUCUGGCCUUGCCAGCUGGAGCCACAGCCCUAGGUGGUCAGGGGAACACUCACCAAAGGAAGUCAAUGAAUGAUUGACUGCAGAUGUGGAAAUUAUUCUCAACAUAAUCUCUAUUUUUUAGAUUAAGAAAUAACUAUACAAAUAUUUAUGUUUAUCCUUCAGAUAGCCUCAUAAUACAUGUAAAUAUACCCUUACCCAUAGUUAUAAGUAAUUUUUGUUAUGUUUAUGUUUUGUAAGUUUUAAUAAUAUUAAAGUUAUUUCUGAAAAAUAAUAUCUUCUAGUAUCUUUUCUCCUGCUUCGUCAUAAAUUGUAUAAUUUGGCUGUAGUUAAUGGACUUAAAAUGAUUUUGUUUUCAACUUUAUAAAUAAUUCUUUGAUGAUCAUUGUUGUAUAGAUACCUCUGAACAUUUAUUCAUUUUGAAUCGA
Messenger RNA from Myotis daubentonii (Daubenton's bat), 1430 nucleotides. RefSeq names its product ral guanine nucleotide dissociation stimulator-like. NCBI's taxonomy places the organism in Eukaryota, Metazoa, Chordata, Mammalia, Chiroptera, Vespertilionidae. The transcript is spliced from 3 exons. Bases 579 to 947 code for a protein of 122 amino acids. The record is from RefSeq and is a predicted model, not a curated record.